Molecule: messenger RNA, 4576 nt
Organism: Sebastes umbrosus (honeycomb rockfish)
Lineage: Eukaryota; Metazoa; Chordata; Actinopteri; Perciformes; Sebastidae
Gene: robo4
Product: roundabout, axon guidance receptor, homolog 4 (Drosophila)
Exons: 19
Coding region: 129-3488 (1119 amino acids)
Biological process (GO): cell-cell adhesion; axon guidance
Cellular component (GO): axon; plasma membrane
Molecular function (GO): protein binding
Source: RefSeq, a predicted model, not a curated record
GUAGGACAGGUCACAUGUUUGUGGGGUGCCACAGUAGGGAGUGCAGAGUUUGCUGAGGGUAUGGAUGGUACAGCGGAGCUGCAGUAGGGGUUCGGGGUCUUGCAUCCAGGAAGUUGUUUUGACUGAAGAUGCGUGUCGGUGCGUGGCUUCUCUGGGUGUCCUGGUUCUACACCUGGCUCGAGUACUCACAGUGCCAAGACAUCUGUCCAACAGAGUCAGGACUGAACAAGAGGCCAAGGAGCCGGGUCAAGGAGCACGUCCGUCACGGUGUCGGACACCAGCACACGCCUCACAGGAGCAGGCCACACCGCAAAAAAGGUACCAGAGUUCAUGCACAGGAUACGGCGCCCCGCAUCGUCCACCAGCCCUCUGACGUGGUGGUGAAAGUUGGGAAUCCCGCCACGCUCUCCUGCCGGGCGGAGGGCAGCCCGAAGCCGUACAUCGAGUGGCUGCGAAACGGCCAGCCUGUGAAGACGGCGAAAGGAGACGGACACUGGUCGCAACCCAUAGUUUUGUUGGAGGGGAGCAUCUUCUUCCUGAGUGUGGGGGGCAAGCGAGGUCAGUCGCAUGAGGGCGUCUACACCUGUGUGGCCACGAGCAGUGCAGGCAAGGCUACAAGCCGUAACGCAUCGCUGUACGUUGCAGUGUUGCAGGAGGAGUUCAGUGUGCAGCCCAGUGAUGUGGAGGUGGCAGAGGGGGAGGUGGCUGUGUUCAACUGUGGCCCCCCGAUGGGGCACCCUGAACCUAAUGUCAUCUGGAAGAAGGAUGGCUUUCCCAUCAACACUGACCACCACUACACGGAGCUGAGCGGGAAGCUGAUCAUCGCUCCUGCAGAGAAGUACCACUCUGGAGCUUAUGUGUGUGUGGCCAGCAACACGGGAGGAGUGAGAGAGAGCAGGGCGGCUCGGCUCUCUGUGCUGGCUAAGCCCGUGUUGGUGCUGAAGCCAGAGAACGUGUCUGUGAGAGCGGGGGAGUCGGCCCAGUUCUACUGCCGAGCUAAAGGUGACCCCCCGCCUGCUGUGGUCUGGAGCAGAGAGCAGGGGCCACUGCCCAACGGCAGGUACCUUGUAAAUCCAGACCAGACUCUCCAGAUCCACUAUGUGUCAGCCCAGGAUGCUGGGAAGUACACCUGCACUGCUGUGAAUGAUGCAGGUGUGGUCACUGCCAGUGCACAGCUGCUAGUUGAAGAGGCCACCAGCACUACACAGAGAGACCUCCACAAAGAGCUGUCAGCCCUGCGAGUUGCUCUGGACAAUGUCUCCAUCGCGGCCCCUGGGUCCAACAUAUCACAAGUCCAAUGGAAGCUCCAGUCCCCCCCGGCCCAGCCUCAUUACCUCGACGGCUUCGAGGUUCUCUAUCGCUCUCUGCUGCCCGCCAGCUCGGACUGGGCAGCGAAGAAGGUGGCUCUGCCCGGCUUCCAGGCUCUGGUGGGCCCCUUAAAGAGAGGCUACAAGUACGAGUUCAAAGUCCGUCCCUAUGGCAGCAACUUGUACGGAAGGGAGAGCAACACCCGGCACCUCAGAGUCCCUGAGACAGUGCCCAGUGCCUCUCCGCUGGCUGUGACCAUAACAGUGAGCCAUGAGCAGAAUAACACCAUCCAUCUGAGCUGGGAGCCUCCUCCUCAUGAAACCCACAACGGCAUCAUACAGGGUUACCAGGUGUGGUGUGUGGAGUCUGAGGAGCAACAGUCCCAAAACUGGACAGUGGAUAGCGGCCAACACAACCUUGAUAUCUCUACUCUCAAACCCGGGAGACGAUACUGGAUCACCAUAGCAGCUGUCAACGGAGCCGGAGUAGGAACGCUUAGUGACACUCACGGAUUUGUCAUCAACCCACAAUUAGGCGUUCCUCCUGGGUCAGACAGCCGGGAUCCGUCUCAGGUCCUGGCCCUGCUUCAGGACCCGGUGUUGAUCGGCACCAUUGGUGCCCUCCUGUGGUGUGUUUUGAUGGUUGCAGCCGUCUACCUCUUCAGACGCCACAGCAGGACAGGCCACCUGAUAGCAGGUCAUGGCAGGGCUAAAGGUUUGCAGAGACUAGCCAGUGAAGAUCUCAUCAUCAAACACAGGAUGGCAGCUCCAGACUCCCCUUGGGUCUCUGGAGGCUGGAGACCUGCCUUCAACCAGAAGUAUCAGGACUUAUGGGCCCAAGGUCAGAAGCACCCAGGGAUCCGGGGCACCAGCCUCCCGGUCUCCUGGAAGGACCACAGCUGCGUGGACCCGGCUGUCCCCGUGGCGACCGACAGCUGCGGCGUUUACGGCACUUUUUAUGUGGACCUGAUGGGCAACGGCCUCAAGACAUUCAACAGUCCCGGGCGCCGCCCUAAAAUGGCUCACGGUCCGCCCCAUCAGCAAGGAGCCGAGACCAUCCAGAUAUUCCCUCAGCCGGCGACAAAGACCUCGCCCCUCUGUAGCCGGGAGGCGUUACCGUGGAAACAGGCCAUACGCCCCCAACCCAAGAUGGGUGUGCUGAGGGAGUCAUGGGAAAAAAGCCACAGCAAGCAAGAGCUGCAUGCAGUGAACAGUGUCCCCAUAGUGCCAACCAGGAAACAGGCUUGUCCGUCCCACGUCUACAAACAGAGACUCAGUCACAUACCAUCGGGUCGGCACGAGUGUGAUACAGUCGCUGGCUGCCCUCGCCUGCUGCAUUACUCUGCAUCAUUACACCUAGUGGACAUGCUGCCCCCCCCACCACCGAUGCCCAUAGAGGACACCAUGGACACACACAGCCUCACCUCAGAUGAAGGCUCCAGUCGUUCUACCAAGCUAACAAUGGACAUGGGUUCUGUCCCGUCAGUGUGUGCCAUGUCAGGCCAUCGUGGGCAACCACGACCCAACAACAGCAGCAGCUGCCCCUCCUACAGCCACCUGUCUACCACAUCAUAUUCCAUGUCAAUGGAUGACGAACAGGGUGGCACACUGACGGCACAGGAAGCCACCCAGUAUCUGGAACUCAGCCCUAAACCUGAGAGAUGCAGCAGUAAGCUGCCUGAGCAGCAUCCCUCCCUGUACCGCCUCUGUGGCCCAGGCCGCUCCACACAGCCGGAGGACGACCCUGCCACCGAUGAUCCCGAGGCACCGCCGAUUGGCUUGCGACUCGCCCGCCUCCAGAGCACACCUUCCUCCUGCUACAGCGAAUGGGACGGCUCACUGUGGAACACCUGGAGCUCCGUCACGGACAGCAACAUGACCAGCAGCGCUCGCACCAGCCUCAUCAGCUCGGUGGACAGCUGCUACACCAACGACAGCGCCAGCUUUGCCCGCUUGCUGGCUGCGGCUGCAGAGACCAUGAGUGGAGCGUCUGUGUCAGACUUCUCUCCGCCAGCCUCCCCCCUCAGCGCCUUGUAUCCGGCGUUUCGUGUAGAAGGCGACUCGUUCGGCGAGCUGGAGCCCGUUCCUGCGUGGGACUGGAGCAUGGCCUGGGUGGAAGAAAUGGAGGCUCAGUACAGAGCACAGUAUGCUGGCAGGAACACCAAACCCUUUGACUCUUAGGGGACUCUGCCAGGACACUAAGAGACAGCAAAUGCAAGACAAAAAGAAGAAGAGGGCAGACAUGAUGCUGCAACUGAUUUACUUUGUUGAUGUCUAAAUAAUUCAGAGUUUGAUGUGUAGCGAUUUCACAGUCAAGAUAAAUAUCUAAAUUUGAAAUAUAAUUGGAGCCAACUGCUUGAUGUGUGAGACGGCUCUGCUAGUAGAUGUCUGUAAUAGUUUCCCUGUUUACCUCAGGGCAGUCUGGCUACUAUUUUACAUCCUUCAAAUGACUUCCAAUGAGUUUCUAAAGUUGUCUUCCCUUCUCUGGAUCCUUUCCGCUCAUUAGAGAAUAGGACAAUGAGAUACUUCCCUCGGGAUUUUCUCACCCAGUGUGUUCUGAAAAGGCCAGACAGACACAAAGACGGGAUGCGGAGACGGUGAGAAAGCAGUCAUUAGGCAGAAGAAAUACAGCGCUGGAGUUUUCCUCACAGCACACGUUUGUUUCUCAUGUUUGUUGCCAGGUUUUAUUAGAGGCUCGAGUUCUACCAAAUAGAGCAUAGCAUAGUGAUUUUGUACAGACUGAUCAAGUGUGUAUAUAUUCAGCAUAUUCAACAAAUGUUAUUUAAAGAAUUUAAAACACAAUUCAAAUCUUUUUUUUCUGGCGAUUUCUUUUACAUUGUGGGAAUUCUUUUAUAUUUUAAGAUGAUUUUUUACUUUAUACAUAAAGUUUGUAUCAGACACAACAUUCUGUAGUUCAGAGUAACAAAUGUAGAAGUUGUUUUGUUCACAAUUAAUUUAACUAACUUGAGAUUUUACCUUUAAAUAACUUGAAUUUUUUGGAAGCGUACAACAAGAAAGUAUUGUACAAGUUAAAGUACUGUAUGCUUGAUGUUUUAUUUAGAUAUUCACUAAUGCUAGUAGGUUCAAAGUUUUACGUUUUGUAAGAAUUUGCAUUUUAUUUUGUUCAUAUUACACGUAUGUUUUAUAGUUUUGAAUAAAAUCUUUUUAUUGCUUAAAGUAAGGCUGUGAAGUUAAAGCUCCUGCCAUGUUUCAUGUGACAUUGAUGUGGUCUUUUAUGUUAUUUUCCCAAAUUAAAAACACCUUCAUAC